Mesorhabditis spiculigera is the source of this 3876-nucleotide messenger RNA. NCBI's taxonomy places the organism in Eukaryota, Metazoa, Nematoda, Chromadorea, Rhabditida, Rhabditidae. The record is from the annotation of a GenBank genome assembly.
AUGGAAUGUGCCGAGGAGGGGAUAUGCUUGGAUGGGUUGUGUCAGCAAUGCCGCGGCCUAACUGGCGGUCUCCAAAUGAUGCUGUCAAACAGUAUGGCCGGAACAUUGGCCGGAGAUGCUUGUCUUUGCUGCAAACGCCAUGUAACCAACAUCAAAUCCGCUGUAGCUUGCGUUGGGUGCAAAAAAUUCACGCACUUCGAGUGUGACCCGAUGGGGAUGCUCUCGCCAAAAGACUACAAAUGCAAGGGAUGCUCGAAAUAUCCUUUGGUAGCCGAUCGUCUGCUCUCCUCAUCUUCCAACGAACCGACCAGCCCAUUCGUCACCACACCCCAACAACCGUCAAUGCCGGAGAAUCGACUUGCUGAGGAAUUCACAGCGGCCGUCACUUCGCAUCAAGAUUUGCAGCGAGUACCCGAAGAUUUGUAUCAACUUCCGGCACCCGUUUCGAGGAACCAGACGCAAAGUGAGCCUAAUCCUGAUCACCCCGGCCCGUCGCCAAGCGCCGAAUCGGAAAGCGCCCGAGCUUCGCCCUUCUUCCAGCCGAGCGACGACGAGGAGGAGUUCAAACCGCCUGGCUCUCGUACCUAUCAACCACGCGGUCGUGGCCGCGGACGAGGAAGUAGAGGAAAGAAGCCUGGAAGUAGAGGAGGAGGAACUGCUGGAUUGUCGACUAUCGACUUGAUGAAGACGAGGACCGGAGGACAACCACCCAGUGGAAUAUAUGGAGACAAACUUGGACAGGGAACGCGCGGAAAGCGCGGAAAGGGCAGCCGUGGAUCCUAUGGAGCCCGUGGAAGUAAGGGCACAGGAACGCGAGGAAGAAGAGGAAGAGGCCAAUUGGCGGCGGGUGCCCUCUCAGGGAAUGUGAUGCAACAUCUCACCGGCAUGAGCUUCACCGCUACUCGGGAAGUUGAUGAGCAACUCCUCGAAGAGUUCGAAGAAAAGCAAGAGACUACGAUGGAAUACGUCCGUACAGCGCUGGUGUGCCCGGUCAAUGACGAAUUCCUGAGCAAGGCCAUCAUUUGUUUGAUCUGUGGAAGUACCGGAAAGGGAGAAGAGGCCUCAUUUAUCUGCUGCGCCAAUUGCGCCCAGGCCUACCAUACCUACUGCGUUGGCGUGCAUGAAAAGAUUCGCGAGACACACGUGAAUCGCGGGUGGCGCUGUCUCGACUGCUCGAUUUGUGAGGGAUGCGGUGAUGGGAAGGAUGAGAGCAAGCUGUUGCUCUGUGACGAAUGCGAUACCUCCUACCAUAUUUACUGCUUGGAUCCACCUCUUCAGAAAAUUCCCGAUGGCCCGUGGCGCUGCAAGUACUGCUCGAAGUGCAGGAGAUGUAAUCUGCCCGUGCAGACAAUGUCGGAGCUGACGAAGGAGGGACUGUGCCAUGCUUGUUCCUCCUUGAGGAAGUGUACCAGAUGCAAGAAGUUAUACCAGCUGAAUGAGCCUCUAAUCCACUGUGACAAUUGCAAUCGAUGGUUCCACGGUCGUUGCGAGGGCUUAUUCUCCACAGAAGACCUCGACAACGCGGUCACGAAUCGAAUGAAAUGCAUCGACUGUCGGCCAAUGUCUCGAUACUACGGUCAAUCAUACGGUGCCCAGGGCCAGCAAAUGCUCGUCGUCGAUAAUGUCAUUUUGCAUCGAGAAGCCGAAGAAAUCCUGAAGUCCCCGUUUGUACCCCCGCAAUUCCGGCCGGAUCAUACGCCGGGGCCCGCGCAGAGGAGCGGAUCGUUUGAUUUCUGGAGCAACGUAGACGACGACUACCACGAGGAGGUUGAGGUGCCGACUAAAGACGCAUACCCACCCAAUAUCCAGGAGGGCUUCUUUGGAUUCCCGGGAGUCGAGGGCAAGCAUUUGAUCGAUGUUCAUGUCGAAGAGCCGCGCCUCAACGAAUAUACCGUAACUGGGCAACCCCUGAAAGCUGAGAGCGGAAUGUUGAGCGCCGAGCAGACGUUGCAGUUGCAGCACAACAUUGACGAAGAAGGCGUCCUCGAAAACUUCAAUUUCGACAGCGUCGACGACUUGGAGGAGGACUUCGACUUUGACCUGUUGCUGGAAGAAUUUGAUCAGGAAGAAGAUACACAGACAGAAGAUGGAAUUGCCGAGGAUCUGAAGGAUGCGUUCGAUUUGGUGAAGACGGAGAUCAAGAGCGAGCCGGUCAGCCAGCCUGGGCCAUCCACUUCUUCGGCAUCUGCCCCAGAUCCCAGUCAGCAGCCGUUGGGACCUACCACCUUCGCGCGAGCCCUGAACCCAGCUCUCAGCCGCUCCUCCUCGCAACUCGAAAUGUCGGAACGAAUCCAGAAUGCCGCAACGGAAAGGUGGGAAGAGGAUGAACCGCUGGGAGAUAAGGCUACAAAGGCUGCCGUUCUCUAUGUCAAUAUCAACUUCCCGAACCUGAAGGCCAAGUAUCCGGAGUGGAAUGAUCGCGUCAAGUAUAUACAGAAGCAAUGGCGGAUCCUGAGCAGCGAGGAGCGCAAGAAGUACGUCGAGAUGGCCAGGGAAAAUAGGCAGCAGCGCGGAAAGGUACCCCGCCAGAAGCGCGUGCAAUCCACAAAUUCGACAAAUUCGACCUCGCUGGAUAGUCCGACCCUUUCCACCCCUCCAUUGGGCCACGGUUUCCCACCUCAAGCCCUCGGACCUCAAGGCUUCCACCCAAUGGCCCCAGGCCAAAUGAUGCCGGAAGGAAUGGCUCCGCCCCCUGGCCCUCCAGUCCACCAUCCACGACCUCCCGUAUCUGGAGAAGUCGUGAGAGCUUAUGCCAUGCUGCGUGAUCUGGUGUAUCGUCAUGACGUCCAAAAGCACAGAAUUGGAGAGGAAUUGGCCAAUCUGGAACGUCAUCGGGAAGCCAUUGUCAAUAAGCGGGAGGAGCUGAUCGAGAUCCCGAUGCCGCAGAGACUUUCGAGUUUACCGGAAGAAGAGAGGGCACAGUAUGAACAGUUUGGGGAACGAAUCACUACCGUACAGCAAGACAAGGAAAAAGUGGAAGAAGAGCUUCAGAAGUCGAUCGGACAGCUAAAUGAAUUGGUGCAGAAGAGCGGAAUACCAAGGGAAAUCCUGAACCAAUAUGCCCAAGGGUCGGCACUGCAGGAGAAGCUGAUGGCUGGAAGACAGCUACCACCCGGCCACAUGGGCCACUUCGGGAUGCCGCCACCGGAAAUGGGGCCAGAGGGCCAACUCAUGCCUAGACCUCCACCAAGAUUCGUGCGUACCCCAUGGCUGGGUACAGGAAGGGGUCAAAUGCUUUACGAGAGGAUCGUCAGUCCGGAGGGGAGAGCCGUCUAUGAAUGUCUUGAUGAUAUGCUAUCCCAUGUAUCCAUUCAAAUUGACGGUCAUCCACAGCCGCACUUGUUGAAGCGUCUGCUCGAAAACCCCUCUACCGGCUCGGGCAUGGGCCCGCCGGGUAUGAUGAUUCCGGGAAGACCUGGACUUGUCCCCGGAGUCCCCCAUCAACCACUACCUCAUUUCCCGAACGCCGCUGCUGAUCUCGAGCCGCCCAAGCCGAAGAAGAAGCGCACCGGCAUCAAGAAAACGGGCUCCGUCGCCGGCAACAAUGAGUACGACUUGAUGCUCAAGCGAAUUGGUGCUCAUCUCCAGCACCAAGCCUUCCCAAGGCGGGCACUCGAAAGUGUACAGAGUCGCGGCAUGGGCCACCUGAUCGAGCCGGGACUUACGGAACUUCCGGAAAGACUGAAGGGCUCGGAGUCUUCGCUGGAGCAUAUCCGAAACCCGGCCAAGACCCCAGAUCCGCAUCCUUUGGAAGGAGAGAUCUUCGCCGAGACCAAGUUCCCGUUCACUGAUGAUAUCUUCGUGGCGGGGCCGCCAGGAUAUUAUCCACCGGCUAAUAGCAGUUUGGUGAUGGCUGCUGAUGUGGAGGCGUUACUG